Molecule: messenger RNA, 6172 nt
Organism: Gorilla gorilla gorilla (western lowland gorilla)
Lineage: Eukaryota; Metazoa; Chordata; Mammalia; Primates; Hominidae
Gene: GBP6
Product: guanylate binding protein family member 6
Exons: 11
Coding region: 666-2567 (633 amino acids)
Molecular function (GO): GTPase activity; GTP binding
Source: RefSeq, a predicted model, not a curated record
GCUGUAAAAGACAUGGUUCAUUCUUUUUUUAAACCAGUAAUAUCUUUAGAUCUCUCUCUUUCUCUCUCUUCUGUGUGUGUGUGUGCAUGUGUGAACACAUUUAAAAUAUCAAAAGUUCUUCACUAACAAAAGACCCCAGAACUCAAGAAUUCCCACUAAGAGAAAAAUGCUUAAAAUAUUCUUGGUUUCUAAAGCUUUGCUUAUGUGACUACUGUAGAUUUCCUGUUUUUCUUGUGUGCCUAGGAAACUAAAGCCACCUGGGAACGGUAUCAAGAAGAAAGCCUGUGAAGCCUUCUAAGAUGGGAAAGACAAAAGAAAGCUGGCAGGAUUGUGCUUGCUAAGGUGUGACUGUGCAGUAUCUGUGGCUUUUUCUGACCUCCUCCCACCCCUGCACCCAACACCCAUCCUCAAACUCACAUCGGAUGAUUCAGGCAUGGCUCUGCUAACACUUUAUUAAAAGCAUGGAUUAAUUUUACUUCCAAGUUUAUUUUUACUGCACCAUCCCAUUUGUGGAAACAACUAGCUUACUCAGCUUUUUUUCCUUUUAUAAAGGAAAGAACAGAAAAGUAAAAGGAGGAAAGAAAACAAGAGGUGAGUGAGGCAACUGAAAACUGUUCUUGGACCUGCCGUGCUAUAGAGCAGGCUCUUCUAGGUUGGCAGUUGCCAUGGAAUCUGGACCCAAAAUGUUGGCCCCCGUUUGCCUGGUGGAAAAUAACAAUGAGCAGCUAUUGGUGAACCAGCAAGCUAUACAGAUUCUUGAAAAGAUUUCUCAGCCAGUGGUGGUGGUGGCCAUUGUAGGACUGUACCGUACAGGGAAAUCCUACUUGAUGAACCAUCUGGCAGGACAGAAUCAUGGCUUCCCUCUGGGCUCCACGGUGCAGUCUGAAACCAAGGGCAUCUGGAUGUGGUGUGUGCCCCACCCCUCCAAGCCAAACCACACCCUGGUCCUUCUGGACACCGAAGGUCUGGGCGAUGUGGAAAAGGGUGACCCUAAGAAUGACUCCUGGAUCUUUGCCCUGGCUGUGCUCCUGUGCAGCACCUUUGUCUACAACAGCAUGAGCACCAUCAACCACCAGGCCCUGGAGCAGCUGCAUUAUGUGACGGAGCUCACAGAACUAAUUAAGGCAAAGUCCUCCCCAAGGCCUGAUGGAGUAGAAGAUUCCACAGAGUUUGUGAGUUUCUUCCCAGAUUUUAUUUGGACAGUACGGGAUUUCACUCUGGAGCUGAAGUUGAACGGUCACCCUAUCACAGAAGAUGAAUACCUGGAGAAUGCCUUGAAGCUGAUUCAAGGCAAGAAUCCCAGAGUUCAAACAUCCAAUUUUCCCAGGGAGUGCAUCAGGCGUUUCUUUCCAAAACGGAAGUGUUUCGUCUUUGACCGGCCAACAAAUGACAAAGACCUUCUAGCCAAUAUUGAGAAGGUGUCAGAAAAGCAACUGGAUCCCAAAUUCCAGGAACAAACAAACAUUUUCUGUUCUUACAUCUUCACUCAUGCAAGAACCAAGACCCUCAGGGAGGGAAUCACAGUCACUGGGAAUCGUCUGGGAACUCUGGCAGUGACUUAUGUAGAGGCCAUCAACAGUGGAGCAGUGCCUUGUCUGGAGAAUGCAGUGAUAACUCUGGCCCAGCGUGAGAAUUCAGCUGCCGUGCAGAGGGCAGCUGACUACUACAGCCAGCAGAUGGCCCAGCGAGUGAAGUUCCCCACAGACACGCUCCAGGAGCUGCUGGACGUGCAUGCGGCCUGUGAGAGGGAAGCCAUUGCAAUCUUCAUGGAGCACUCCUUCAAGGAUGAAAAUCAGGAAUUCCAGAAGAAGUUCAUGGAAACCACAAUGAAUAAGAAGGGGGAUUUCUUGCUGCAGAAUGAAGAGUCAUCUGUUCAAUACUGCCAGGCUAAACUCAAUGAGCUCUCAAAGGGACUAAUGGAAAGUAUCUCAGCAGGAAGUUUCUCUGUUCCUGGAGGGCACAAGCUCUACAUGGAAACAAAGGAAAGGAUUGAACAGGACUAUUGGCAAGUGCCCAGGAAAGGAGUAAAGGCAAAAGAGGUCUUCCAGAGGUUCCUGGAGUCACAGAUGGUGAUAGAGGAAUCCAUCUUGCAGUCAGAUAAAGCCCUCACUGAUAGAGAGAAGGCAGUAGCAGUGGAUCGGGCCAAGAAGGAGGCAGCUGAGAAGGAACAGGAACUUUUAAAACAGAAAUUACGGGAGCAGCAGCAACAGAUGGAGGCUCAAGAUAAGAGUCUCAAGGAAAACAUGGCCCAACUGAAGGAGAAGCUGCAGAUGGAGAGAGAACACCUACUGAGAGAGCAGAUUAUGAUGUUGGAGCACACGCAGAAGGUCCAAAAUGAUUGGCUUCAUGAAGGAUUUAAGAAGAAGUAUGAGGAGAUGAAUGCAGAGAUAAGUCAAUUUAAACGUAUGAUUGAUACUACAAAAAAUGAUGAUACUCCCUGGAUUGCACGAACCUUGGACAACCUUGCCGAUGAGCUAACUGCAAUAUUGUCUGCUCCUGCUAAAUUAAUUGGUCAUGGUGUCAAAGGUGUGAGCUCACUCUUUAAAAAGCAUAAGCUCCCCUUUUAAGGAUAUUAUAGAUUGUACAUAUAUGCUUUGGACUAUUUUUGAUCUGUAUGUUUUUCAUUUUCAUUCAGCAAGUUGGUUUUUUUUUUUUUCAGAGUCUUACUCUGUUGCCCAGGCUGGAGUACAGUGGUGCAAUCUCAGCUCACUGCAACCUCUGCCUCCCGGGUUCAAGAGAUUCACCUGCCUCAGCCCCCUAGUAGCUUGGAUUAUAGGUGCACACCACCACACCCAGCUAAUUUUUGUAUUUUUAGUAGAGAUGGGGUUUCACUAUGUUGGCCAGGCUGGUCUCGAACUCUUGACCUCAAAUGAUCCACCCGCCUCGGCCUCCCAAAGUGCUGGGUUUACAGGCAUGAGCCACCAUGCCCAGCCCUCAUUUAGCAAAGUUUUAAACAUAAAAAGUGCUUAUUAGAGGAUAUCAGUGCCUGGCCCACAUGAGAGAACAGAUCCAUACACACUUUGAAAAACCUUGUUCACUUUUAGGAAAUAUAAUUUUGAAAAAUCAUUUACAUACAAGAGGUCCACUGAGGCAUUGCUUUUAAUGGCAAAAUAUUGGAAUGUACUUGAAUGUCCUUCACAUUAGAUUGGUAAGAUAAAUUUUAGUAUGUCCAUGUACUGGAAUAUUAUAUAGCCAGUAAACAAAUUGACAAUGAAGCUCUAUUUGUACCAGUAAAGAAUGGUCUUGAAGAGAUAUUGUAAAAUGAAAAAAAAAAAAAAACCAAGUUGUAAAGCAAUGUAGAUAAUCUUAUCAGCAUGGAAAAAAUGCAAUUAUUAUAUGGAAGCAUGCAAAUAUAUCUCUGGAAAGAUUAAUCAAAAUCUAUUAUUAUUGGCUCCUUCUGGGAAGAACCAAGUGAAUGUAGGGGUUGAAGGAACACAUACUCUUCACUUUAUACUCUUGAAUUUUGUAAAGAAAUCUUAUUUUACCGAUUCAGAAAUAAAUAAGAAAAUGUAAGAGACAAUGCUAAUAAUGAUAACAAUAAAAAAUAGUGAAAUUGGCUAUCAGAUGAUGAAAUUGCUUGUUGCUUCUAGGAAUUACAUCAGCCAGCCCAAUGAGGGGUCUAAGACUAAGAUCUGAGUACUAGAAUGCAAAAAAUUUGCAUCCUAUUCUUGUUUUCAUUUUGGCCUGGUUUUUCGAUCCCUUCUAUUUGUUUCGAGACUAAGGCAUACACUUUUCUGUGGCCUUUGAAAUCUCAGCUACAGUAGCCUCUACUUCCUUUCUCUGAAUUCAAGUUUUAAGGUGUCAGAAGCAUAAAUUACCAAACAUUAAGAUUAAGCACUGAUAGGAAGGAUCCUGCCAACCUUGUCAGUAGUGGUCUUUUUGCGGUAGGCUCAGAUAGAAAGGACAAUGUGCCUUUCCAGAACUGAACCCCCUGAUGGGGGAUGAUAGACCCAGACACAUAGAGGCCUGGUGUUGACCCUUAAUUGUUAGAAUCUAAGAAGAUUCAGUUAUAGUAAUGAGUGGCAGACUGCUAGGCCUGAUGGAGAUAAUUCUGAAGAUGGCCAAUACAAUGGACCAGCCAUAGGGUUAAAUGGGACGGGGAGAAAACAAUCAAGUGAAGUAAAUGCUGUCUACCAGGAUGUUGGGAGGUAGCCCCGAUAAAGUGUCACAUCCAUAGCCUUGAUCUGAGCUAAUUUCAGACCCUGAACUCAGCUGGAGUGGAGGGUAGUACCCCAGGAAAGGACACUGCAACUCCAGGACCCAAAUAAGUGAUGAUUUCCCAAGUUCUCCUCCUAGGAAACCUCUGGAGCCAUUUACUAGAUACCCAUAUACUAGGGAAAUACAAACACCCAAAUAUUUCAAGGACCCUUGGAAUCAGGAUCCAAGUUGCCCAUGGUACCUAGAUCAUGGAAAGUCAUCAUAAAAUGCCUGUUAAAAUAGGGAACUAGGGCCUCCAGGUUGUAAUUAUAGUCUUGGCACACAUGAACUUACUGCAAUAUAGUAUUUGUUUGAGAUUUAAAGGUAAAGUUUGUUUCAAGACAGAUACCUUACUUUUCUGUACAUCUCCUUGGGAGUAUGUUCAGGCAUAGGUUGUGCUAAAUAAGUUUCUUUUAUAAAAACAAUAGGCUGAUGCAUGAGUGAUUAUUUUCAAUUGAUAAAAUCUCAUGAACUUUCCAGAGAUCAGUGGUAAUAAGUUGUUUGAAUUUUCGACACCAGGUUAAGGUCUCUGAGGUGGUUUAAAGGCUAUGAGGCCAGGUGCAGUGGCUCACGCCUAUAAUCUCAGCAACUUGGGAGGCCGAAGCAGGCAGAUCACUUGAGGUCAGAAGUUUGAGACCAGCCUGGCCAACAUGGCGAAACCCUGCCUUUACUAAAAAUACAAAAAUUAACCAAGUGUGGUGGCACACGCCUGUGAUCCCAGCUACACAGGAGGCUGAGGCAGGAAAAUCACUUGAACCUGGGAGGUGGAGGUUGCAGUGAGCCGAGAUUGUGCCAUUGCAUUCCGGCCCGGGCAACAGAGCCUGGGCGACAGAGUGAGGCUCUGUCUCAAAAAAUUAAAUUAAAUUAAAUUAAAUUAAAGCUAUGAGAAGAAACGAAAUUUUCCUGGUACAGUGUCCUUCUCUAGACCUCAUGUCUUACAGUCUCUGUGAAACUGGGCCAAAGAUAGAAUUUUUUUUUCUGUGCUUUAUACAGUGACUCAGACAAACCUAUGACCUCACACAAAUCUGUAACUUCAUGUAUCACAGUCUCUAUAAAACUAUAUCAAAGAAAGAAUUUUUCUCUGUGCUUUAUAGCGUGGUUCACCCAGAUCUGUAAAGAAAUGAAGACAAUUUUAGAGCUUUCAAUAUCCUGUAUUGCAUAUCAGGUCAAAUCUGAUACUUUCAAAACUGGAUAGAUCUAUUUCAGAUAUCUUUGAUGCUUGUAACAAGAAUCCCAUUCAAUGUUAUCUAAGGACUACAGUUCAAGAAGACUAAGACACUAUUCAGUCGGGGCACAAUAAGACCACCUUAUAAGCACGACUCAUCCUUCCUUUUCUGAGCAUGCUUUUGCCAUGUUUCAACGAUUCAGAGACAUUCUAGUGAAUCCCAUUUUGACAACAAAGUGGGAUCAAGAGACCCCAAGGCCAUCCUCAGGUUCAAUGACUCUUUAGAAGACAUGGAACUCAGAAAAAUUUUAUGCUCACAGUUAGAGCUUAUUACAUCGAACAGUACAAAUUGAAACCAACAAAAGCAAAAGGGACGUGGACCAGAGUCUGAGACCAAGGAUAGGCUUGCAUUUGUGUUUUCUCCCUUGAGAGUUGCACAGACAUUAUCUAAUUCUCUCACAAAUAAUGUGUGACAUGUGUCAGCCAGGGAUGGUCACACAAACUUUAGUGUUUUUAUUAGAGGGAAGUCAUGUAGGAAUGGAGUGCUCAUGUGGCUGAUCUUAUUUACUCAGACUCCUGUCCCUUCAGAGGUCAAACUGGUAUGGUAUAACUUAAGACUUCCACCACAAAUCACAUUUUUAGCAUAAAGUACCUGGUGUCGACCAAGCCCUCAACAUGUCCAAAGCAUUAUUAUAAGGCUAGUUGUUCUAAGGGCUUACCUGUUAUGUCCCAGGAACAAGUUGAGGGCCAGACCUUUCUUACAGAGUUAACCUUUUAUUAGAUAGUGUUAAAGAAUGAAGAAGGUGAUAA